Molecule: messenger RNA, 474 nt
Organism: Haemonchus placei
Lineage: Eukaryota; Metazoa; Nematoda; Chromadorea; Rhabditida; Trichostrongylidae
Source: the annotation of a GenBank genome assembly
AUGCUUGCUGAUAGUACCCCGCUUACCACUGCACCCUCCGUUCACUCAGCAUAUGUAAACGGAAAUUGGUCCCCGAAGUUGCUCCCCAGAGAAAGAUCAGUGGUGAGUGGAGCAACUCAAGACUUCAACGUUGAGAACAUUUCCGAGGAUGUUGCUAUAGAAGCUGAGGAGGUGGACGAAGAACCUUUUGGUGGAAUCGCAGUUACUCUUCUUGACGAAUCGCUCGACGAAGUUCCUCGCAUACCCCGACGCCCUACAAAAGGGGUCGAAAACCAUUUGAGCGAUGUUAGUGACGAAGAAGUAGACCGGUUACCUCCAGCUCGAUAUCGGUCCGAAAUCGAAGAGCUGGUUGACUGCAAUUGCUUCAAAUGGAUCGAAGCUUCAUCAUUAUCUCAGAAGGAAUGGGGAAGUCUCUUCAUGAGUUCAGUUGCCAAGAGGGAACUCGACAAAAAAUUCGAAGCAUAUUUUGUAUAG